Molecule: messenger RNA, 3514 nt
Organism: Pieris brassicae (large cabbage white)
Lineage: Eukaryota; Metazoa; Arthropoda; Insecta; Lepidoptera; Pieridae
Product: protein scarlet-like
Exons: 12
Coding region: 143-2086 (647 amino acids)
Cellular component (GO): plasma membrane
Molecular function (GO): ABC-type transporter activity; ATP binding; ATP hydrolysis activity
Source: RefSeq, a predicted model, not a curated record
UUGACUGUACCUUUGCCAUUAUUGGUGUCGUUAAAGCACAAAGUGGACGGCUCUACCCAAAAAUAUAUUUUAAUAUUUAUAGCCAAAUGGUGCUCAAAUAAGUUAUUUAUUCCUAGUCAGAACCAAAUGACGUAGCCGAAAAAUGAAGGACCUCGCACUAAUGAUACCCAAACUGCCCACACGUAAUGUCCUCACCGGAGCCGUGGUCAACUGGGACGAUGACGAGAUGGCUGGCCUCGGUGACACGCCAGAGAACCUCACUCUGGCUUGGAAAGACCUCUCUGUAUAUAGGAAGAGGAAGACACAGACUAGCAUCUGGCGGUCUGCAACGUAUGAGGAAGUUAAAGUGUUGCAUGGAGUGAGCGGCAUCGUAUCUUCUGGCAACUUAAUAGCUUUAAUGGGAUCGAGUGGUGCUGGUAAGACCACGCUUCUUGCUGCUAUAAGUCGUCGAGACAAAAGUGCUACCACGGGAUACCUCAUGCUUAACGGGCGCCUGGCUGGUGCUGAUCUGAUCGCCAGGAUAUCUGGCUUUGUUCCUCAAGAGGAUUUGUCCAUUGAAGACUUGACUGUUGCAGAACAUAUGGAGUUUAUGGCACGCCUCAUGAUGGAUAAACGAUCGACCACUAGCACCAGAUCUCGCCGAGUGCAGCAACUUCUUGGAGAACUGGGAAUUUCCACUUGCACGAGCACAAAGCUGAAGGCUUUGUCUGGUGGCGAGAGGAAGAGAGUCGCUUUGGCUGUCCAAUUGCUCAAUGACCCUCCAAUUCUAUUCUGUGACGAGCCGACUACAGGUCUCGAUAGUUCGGCCGCUAACUCAGUGGUAUCACGGCUGAGACGUCUCGCAAUUGGUGGCAAGCUGGUGAUAUGCUCCGUGCAUCAACCAGCAUCUGGAGUAUUUGAGCUGUUCCAUCAGGUGGUGCUGUUGGCGAAUGGAAGAAUUGCAUUCCAUGGAACAAUAGAACAGGCUGACCAGUUCUUCGCUUCACUCAACUACAAAUGUCCAGUAGGAUUCAAUGCAGCGGAGUAUUACGUAUCUCUAUUAGGCGUUCAGACAGACAAAGAGCUGGAGAGCCAGGAGCGAAUCCGGCGUAUUUGCAACGAGUACCAGCGUUCUGAUAUAGCGGUCGCUAUUGAGAACCGCGUGGGAGACGUCAAGGACGAGUUAGAAUAUUUUAAUGGCACUGUAGAUGAGAAGAAUUUAUACUUCGAGAGAUACUUAACUCUAGUCAAAGUGAACUACUUCGUCCAGUUUUAUUGGCUACUAUGGAGAAAUAUAUUAUCUAUAAAGCACAACAAAUCUAUAUGGAUAGCUGAAUUUUGUCUCCUAAUGUUUGUUGGCCUCAUAAUAUCAAUACCAUACAUGGGCCACUUCGAGGAGUUGGAUCAGAGGGACAUUCAGAAUGCCGAGGGUCUCCUCUACCUCACGAUAACAGAGACAAUAUUUCUCUUCAUAUAUGCGGUCUUCAUCACCUUUCCACAGGAGGUUCCUAUACUAUUGCGGGAAACAGCAAGUGGAUUAUAUUCUCCGCUACCGUAUUAUUUGUCAAAGAUGAUAUUUUGGAUACCACGCGCAGUCAUAGAGCCCAUAUGUUUCGUGACGUUGGUAUUUCUCGUCGCUGGCCUUCAAGGUGGUUUUACGAACUGGAUCGGCUUCUGUUUUGUUUGCAUCCUCUGCGCGAACUACGCAAACGCUUAUGGCUCAUUUCUAUCCGCAACCUUCGAUAAACUAGAGACCGCUGCACUCUUCUCUGUACCAUUUGACCUGAUCGGCAUCAUGUUUUCUGGCAUCUACCUCAACUUGAAUAGUGUUAGCAAGUAUUUUGCUUGGGUCCACUACAUUUCUUCCUUUUACUAUGGCACCGAGAGCGUAUCAAUUCUGCAAUGGGACUCUAUAACUGAAAUCAAGUGCGUUACCGCUCCAGGCAUCCCCUGCAUCAAGACUGGUACAGACGUGUUAAGAAGAUACGGCUACGCGGAAGAACAUUUUUGGAGGAAUUGUGUAGGAUUGGCUGCUAUGUACCUGACAUAUCACUUUAUAGCAUUUACUAUGGUUAUAAGAAGAAGUAGAGGUACCCCCGUCUACUAAGCCUUGUUACACAAGGAGAUUACGCUGUACUGAGAGGCGAAUCUCACUUUUAUGGUUAAUAUCAUUUCUGUUCUUAUUUUAAAACGCCAAAAUUUUUAACCCAAAAUAAUUUUAGUCGUAAUGUAUACAAAUAGAUAAAUUUUUAUACUUAACAUUUCAUAUGUCCAUGGAAUGUUGAGGUACACGCAUUUUUCCUGGGAUUCCACCACUCUCGGGUAUAGUUACAUAUUAUUAGCUUAUUAAAAAAGAUAAGUAGGCAAUGACAAAUACACUUAUUGUUCAAGUAAUUUUGAGUUUUGUAAUUUAAAGUUGUGCAUUUUUCUUUUCUUUUAAUGAUUGUCAUCAUUCAAUGUUUAAUAUUAAUAUACCCAAAACAAAGCGAUAAAAUUGUUCAAACUACAAAUACCAAUUUUAUACGAACAUUUUAACUAUAGUUGAACGAACGGGCUACAUGUUGAAAUGUCAUUAAGUUUUUGUGAAGCUUCGUUGCGCCGUAAUUGAAUAAUUUACUAAAUUGCACUCAAAUCUUUUGGUUAAAGUGACUAUGCAAUAGCUUAUGUUCAUGAUUAUAUUGUAAUAACAUCAGUCUUUCCCACCAAAAAAUGGAAAAUAAUAGAAACAUACGCCGUAAAGUUAUUUUAAAACUAAAGGAAUAUGAUGUUUUAUCUGUAUUAUUCAGAUACCGGCAAACAUGUUGGACAAAUGUCCUUGUUUGCGCAGAAGCGAUUUUUAGGUAUCACUGGGUCGGGGGCGGCGGCGUGAGAGCGACAUGUCGAUCGCGUGAUUGGUAAAUCAGUUGCCGGUAUCUAUAUCCGACUUUAUUCUAUGUUCAUUGUUUCACGAUUCCGAUUACACGUCUUUUAAUUUCAAAGCUAAGUAAGGAUAAUUCAAGCUAAAUUCGAUUCGAAGUUUGUUACAUGUUUCAUGUAGUUUGUUGUUGUAUGAAGUUUGUUGUACAUUUCUGAAGUGGUAUAUAUUUUGAAAUAUAAAUCAACUCUAUUGUACCGUUCUAAUUAAAGUCCACUUCUGUCUCUUCAAUACAAAACACAAUUUGACAGAUAGGGUAAGUAAAAAGCGAACAAUAUACCAGUUUUUGUGUAUAUACAAUAUCGCUACUCUUUUGGAGCUAAUUGUGUGGGACGAAUUCUCUAAAAUUUAAUGUUUAUUCAUAAAAUUAUUCAAACAUAGAUUCGUGUAUCACGUACAUUAGGAAGUAAUUAGUAGGUUUAGUAAAGAAUUUUUAAAGAAAUUGCGCAAAGUAUUUAUUUUCGCGCGUUUGAUUAGGUAAUGGGGUCUCCAGAAGUAUUCAUUUUCAUACAUCUAGCUAAGUAAUGUCGGGUCUUAAGAAGAACAAUUGUACAAAUUUUUUAUACCUGUGUUACAUUAGUUAACCCAUUUUGCGAUACUUUUAUAAAUAAAAUACUUUUU